Messenger RNA from Truncatella angustata, 1188 nucleotides. Its product is annotated as pyridoxal phosphate-dependent transferase. The coding region runs from base 1 to 1188 and encodes 395 amino acids. Gene Ontology annotation, molecular function: aromatic-amino-acid:2-oxoglutarate transaminase activity; L-2-aminoadipate:2-oxoglutarate transaminase activity; pyridoxal phosphate binding. Gene Ontology annotation, biological process: aromatic amino acid catabolic process; L-tyrosine biosynthetic process. The record is from RefSeq and is a predicted model, not a curated record. NCBI's taxonomy places the organism in Eukaryota, Fungi, Ascomycota, Sordariomycetes, Amphisphaeriales, Sporocadaceae. The transcript has 7 exons.
AUGGCGACAGUCGCCAACAGUGAUGUGUUCAAAAGGUCCCGUAUGAAGCAAGCAGGAAAGCCCUCUGCUGAGGACUGGGCUAGUAAACGUUCAGCCCAUUUCAAUUGCAAAAGCCAAUCCCUUUCCCCCUGGAUUCUGAAGCAAGCUGCCGGUUUUCUCAAGAUACCGGGUAUAAUCUCACGAGGCGGUGGCCUCCCGAUUAGCGAGCAUUUCCCCUACUCUGAAAUUUUAAUGCGAUCUCCUCAAAUGAUGCGCUUCAUCACUGAGCAUGUUAAGCUCGUCUCAAACCCUACUUAUGCUAAAUGGCAGGCAUGUCAGACUCUAGGCAGUGCGGGUGCCCUCGAGCAAGCCGUUCUUAUGCGCUGUGAUCGUAAUCGCGGCAACUGCGUUCUUACAGAAGGGUAUACGUUUGCCUCAGCGCUGGAAACUAUGGCGCCCAAGGUCAUCGAAGUUGUUAGUGUCAAAACGGACGACCAGGGUAUUCUUCCAGACGAUACGCACGACGUGCUUACUGACUGGGACGUCAGUGUCCAGGGUAGUCGAAAGCCGCACGGUCUUUACACGAUUCCUUCUGCACAGAUUCCAACUGGGGCAAUACAGGGCAUCGAGCGUCGUCGUGUCAUUUACGCGGUUUGCCGAAAGCACAACAUAUUCAUCCUGGAGGAUGAACCCCCCGAGUCGCUUGGAAGCUAUCUCGCAGGAGUUGUCGCUUCGUUUCUGAGCCUGGACAUCGACGGACGUGUCCUUCGCGUAGAUUCUUUUUCAAACGUUCUUGUGCCUAGAUCGAGAAUGGGAUGGAUAACCGCCAGCAACCAGGUGAGCCAGUGCUACCUCCCACACGUCGAGUUUGCAAAUCCACGCUCCGGAGAAUCAGCACAGAUCAUCCUUUGGAAAUUGCUAGACGACACAUGGGGCUACGGAGAGCGGAACAUGCUGUUCGCUACGUGCGAAGAAUUAUUACCGGAAGAGCUGCUCUGGCUCAAAGUUUAUAACACACGGCACUCCAAGCACCUGCAUCGCUCCUUGCUCGAGAGAGAAGAAGAGAUAUUUCAAAGUGCUCUUCAACGCGGAGCGCUUCGUACGAGCGGCUCAUGGUUCUGCGCCGAGUCGCACACGCCUCCUAGAAAGCUUUUUCUCCACACAACAUUUGUGAGCGCCACCGAGGAUUCCAUGAAGUCGGCAUUUUAG